CUCUCCUCGGUCAUCGACGCAACUUCAAAGCCUUGUUCAGACUUUACCAGAACUGAGCGUAUGUUUUCCCACUGACCGAUAAGGUGGGACGGAGUAGCGGUGGUCGGCAUGUGAAAGUCCCUGCAGCUCUAAGUCGAGUCCGGAGCGAAAUCUAACGAGAGUGGAUGACUUUGUAGCUAGCGACUAAUAUCUGCCAUCUCAGCAGCUCCUCUCAUUUUCAAGUGGUUCCCUCCAACUUUUUAUAUUGUUUCCUUUUCCUCCAAAGCCCUUCUGGUUUCAAGUCAUGGCUCGUGGCUGCGUUUGCUGUGUGAAAUAUAUGCUCUUUCUCUUCAACCUGCUCUUUUGGCUGGGUGGCUGUGGGCUGCUGGGUGUUGGCGUGUGGCUGUCUGUGUCCCAGGGCAGCUUCGCCACACUCUCACCUUCGUUCCCCUCGCUUUCAGCCGCCAACCUGAUCAUCACCCUGGGCACUGUGGUUAUGAUUACAGGCUUUCUUGGAUGUCUAGGGGCCAUUAAGGAAAAUAAAUGCCUGCUUCUCAGUUUUUUCAUUGUGCUUUUGAUUAUCCUAUUUGCUGAACUUGUCCUACUCAUUUUGUUCUUCGUCUACACGGAUAAGGUCAGUGAAAAUGCCAAGAAAGACCUAAAAGAAGGACUGGUUCUCUACAACACAGACAAUAAUGCUGGCCUGAGGGAUGCCUGGAAUGCCAUACAGGGAGAGUGGAGAUGCUGUGGAGUGAUGGGGCACACUGACUGGUACACUGCACUUCAAGUCAACCAAGUUCCUGAUCGUUGCUGCCAGCAUGUCUUUCCUGGCUGUGGGCGCAAUACUUCCAAUGCUUUUUGGACAAGGGGUUGCUAUGAGAAGGUGGAGGAGUGGUUAGAUGACAACAAGCACCUUUUGGGAACGAUUGCAAUGUGUGUGUUGGUCAUACAGCUCCUUGGAAUGGCAUUUUCAAUGACACUAUACCAACAGAUUCACAGAGCAGGAAAGAAGUACGAAGCUUAGAUGGAGUUUUUGUUACUUAUUAUGGUAUAAAAUAUGCAUAUUGUCAUAAAAA
Periophthalmus magnuspinnatus is the source of this 1055-nucleotide messenger RNA. Its product is annotated as tetraspanin-9. The transcript has 9 exons. Gene Ontology annotation, cellular component: membrane. The record is from RefSeq and is a predicted model, not a curated record. Lineage: Eukaryota; Metazoa; Chordata; Actinopteri; Gobiiformes; Gobiidae. Bases 284 to 1003 code for a protein of 239 amino acids.